AUGAGUCUAAGUUAUCUUUUCUGGGUUAAAGAAGAGGAAGAGGCAAAGAGUGAUCUUAAAAGUUUAGAUGAUGAACAACCUUUUCACUUCCCACUAACAAAAUCCAAAGUGCUCCCUGACCCUUCAAAGUUCUUCUCUAAAAACCUUCUCGCUUCUCCAUUGCCUACAAACUCAUUCUUCCAGAACUUUGUCCUCGGCGAUGGCAAUAUUCAAGAGUACAUUCACCCUUACCUCAUCAAACCCUCUGAUUCCUCUCUUUCUCUCUGCUACCCUUCUCUCUCUGUCUCCUCUCAUUCCAUACACCAAGUCUUCACUCCUGAUCUCACUAUCUCUUCCUCAACAAGUACUCCUUCCCACCAUGUUAUAUCUUCCUUCAGUGAUCUCAGUGUCACUCUCGAUUUUCCUGCAUCUAAUUUCACUUUCUUCCUUGUUAGGGGAAGCCCCUAUGUUACUGCUUUUUUGUCCCAGCAUGCAUCUUUUUCUAUAACCUCCAUCCAUAAAAUAUCUUCUUUUUCUUCAAAAGCUUCACCAAAUAAGUAUACUCUUCAGCUUGACAAUGGUCAGAAAUGGCUUAUCUAUACUUCUUCACCAACCAUAUUUAGUUUCAGCUUUGACAUGAAACUCACUUUCUCCAACAUUUCUUCUUAUGAGGCUCCUGUGAUGGUUCGGAUUGCAGUUAUGCCAGAUUCAAGCUCAGAAAACGAGGCUGUUCUUGACAGGUACAGCUCUUGCUACCCUCUUUCUGGAGAUGCUUUGUUCACUAAGCCAUAUUGUGUUGAAUACAAAUGGCAGAAGAAUGGGCUUGGUAAUUUGUUGAUGUUAGCUCAUCCUCUCCAUCUUCAACUUCUGUCUAAAGAUGAGGGUAAUGUGACUGUUCUUAAACAUUUUAAGUACAGAAGCAUUGAUGGUGGCCUUGUUGGUGUUGUUGGUGAUUCAUGGAUGUUGGAAGCAGAACAUGUUCCUGUAACUUGGCACUCUACUAGAGGUGUCAAUCAAGACUACUAUGAUGAAAUCAAACAAGCUCUUUGUAGAGAUGUUCGUGCUCUUUGUUCUUCAAAAAUAGCUACUACUACAUUUUUCUGUUAUGGCAAAUGGAUUGCAAAGGCAGCAAGGCUUGCAAUGAUAGCUGAGGAAGUUGGUUUUCUUGACUUGAUUUCACUCGUUAAGAAAUUCUUGAAAGAAACCAUUCAGCCAUGGUUAGAUGGGACUUUUGAAGGGAAUGGAUUUUUGUAUGAAAAGCAAUGGGGAGGGCUUAUUACUAAACAAGAUGCUGAUAGUUCAGGAGCAGAAACUGGGUUUGCAUUUUACGACAUUCAUCAUGUUCAACUGGGGCACUUUGUGUACGGAAUUGCAGUUCUUGCGAAGAUUGAUCCGAAUUGGGGUAAGAAGUAUAGGUCAGAAGCAUAUUCAGUCAUGGAAGAUUUCAUGAACUUGGGAGGAAAAGAUUCAAAAUCUAAGAAUACACGUUUAAGGUGUUUUGAUAUGUUCAUGUUACAUUCUUGGGAUUCAGGGCUAGAGGAGAGGACUGAUGGAAGAGAUCAAACGGAUAGUGGUGAAGCUGUGAGUGCAUAUUAUUCAGCAGCGUUGAUGGGUUUGGCAUAUAAUGAUGCAAAUCUUGUUGCUAUUGGUUCAACUCUUGCUGCAUUGGAAAUUCAUGCUGCUCAAAUGUGGUGCCAUUUAAAGAUGGAUGAUAGUAAAUGUAGUGAUGAGUUUACAAAGGAGAAUAGGUUAAUGGGGAUUCUCUGGUCUAACAAGAGGGAAAGUAUGACUUGGUUAGCUCCACUGGCUUGGAAAGAGCAUAGGCUUGGCAAUCAUGUUCUUCCAAUUCUUCCUAUUACGGAGUUCUUGUUUUCCAAUGUUGGUUUUGUGAAGGAGGUUGUGGAGUGGACUCUGCCUUGUUUGAAUAGGGAUGGUGUUGAAGAAAAAUGGAAGUGGCUGGUUUAUGCAAUGGAAGGAAUUUAUGAUAAUGAAGAUGCAUUGAAGAAGAUUAUGGAGUUGACAAGUUUUGAUGAUGAUGAAGGGAAUUCAUUGAGCAAUCUGUUAUGGUGGCUGCACAGCAGAAGAGGCCAUGGAGAUCAUCAUCAAGAUUCUUGUAAUUAAAACAACGUUGGU
Messenger RNA from Arachis ipaensis, 2112 nucleotides. NCBI's taxonomy places the organism in Eukaryota, Viridiplantae, Streptophyta, Magnoliopsida, Fabales, Fabaceae. The record is from RefSeq and is a predicted model, not a curated record.